This is a messenger RNA of Malus domestica (apple), 1473 nucleotides long. The record is from RefSeq and is a predicted model, not a curated record. Lineage: Eukaryota; Viridiplantae; Streptophyta; Magnoliopsida; Rosales; Rosaceae.
ACACAUUUACUUGAAGAUAUAAACAAGGACCAAUGCUUUACUAAGAAAUAUAGCUAAUCAGUUAAGCCAAGUUGAAAAAUUGGUGCUUUUGCAAUGGCAGUGGCUCUUUCUGUAGAGAUGCUUUUGUUCUCUUUGUUUUUGCUACCAAUUUCUGUGAUUUCCCAAAAUAAUGGAAGAGUAGCAGUUGGGAGUUCUCUAACUGCAACUAUAGGCGACUCCUCAUCAUGGCUUUCUCCAUCCGGUGAUUUCGAGUUUGGAUUUUCGCCCCUCGGAAACAAUGAUCUUUUCUUGCUUUCGAUAUGGUAUGCGAAUAUCCCAGACAAAACCGUGGUUUGGUAUGCAUACGACGGUAACAACCCCAUGGUUGCACCUAGGGGAUCAGUUCUGAACUUGACUGCCAACAGUGGACUAGUUCUUAACAAUCCUCAGGGUGGAGAGAUAUGGAAAUCCGAAAUAACCUUGGGGACUGUUGCGAACGGGGUCAUGAAUGACACCGGAAACUUUGUCCUUCAACACCAAAACUCGGGGAGCUUGUGGGAGACCUUCAGCAAUCCUACAGACACCGUUUUGCCUGGACAGACAAUUGAGAGAAAUGGGAAGCUUUCGUGUAGACAAUCGGAGACUAACUACACAAAAGGGCGGUUCCAGCUGCGCUUGCAAGAUGAUGGAAACCUCGUGCUCAUUUCCGUCAACUUGACAACAGAUAAGGCCAAGAAAGCUUACUUCUCCACGAAGACCACCGCAGGGAACGUGCCAGGUAGUCAAGGCAAAGAAUUGGUGUUCAGCAGCUCAGGGGACAUGUCUGUUCUGAGAGAAAAUGAUGGAAGAGUCCCUCUUAAGGGGACAGAGGGAGUGUCGGUGAGGGACAACUACAUAAGGGCAACUCUUGAUUUUGAUGGGAUUUUCGCUUUAUAUUCUCACCCGAAAUACUUCACUGGAAAUGCAAGCUGGAUUAGUCCUCUGGUGUAUAUGCCGGAUGAUAUUUGCCUACGACUGGGCGUUGGUGUUUGCGGUUACAACAGUACCUGUAAGCUCAAACCAGAUAAAAGGCCAACCUGCGAAUGCCCAAAAGGGUUUUCUUUUCUUGAUCCGAAGGAUAUAUACCGAGGCUGCAAACCCGAUUUAAGCCGGAAAUCUGUGACACGCGUGGAAUCAGUAUUAUUAGCAGAUAAAUGGGUUUGGAUUGGCAUUUCUAUAGCUGCUGCUCUAGUGCUUUGCACCGCGUACUAUCUACUCCAACGAAGAAGAUCAGCCCUUGCAUCAGCUGGUGAGAACCGGACAACGAUUGAGAACGAAAUGAUUAUCUUCAUGAAAUCUAAGCGACAUCAUGAUUUUAGCGUUUUUAGCUAUUCAUCCAUCGUGGCUGCCACAAGCAACUUUGCUGAAGAAAACAAGCUAGGACAAGGAGGGUUUGGACCGGUUUAAGGUAACAUUUUGAAAAAAAAAAAUUUCUGCUUCUAAUUCAAAAGCUGU